Alnus glutinosa is the source of this 1242-nucleotide messenger RNA. RefSeq names its product oxygen-evolving enhancer protein 1, chloroplastic. Gene Ontology annotation, biological process: photosystem II assembly; photosystem II stabilization. NCBI's taxonomy places the organism in Eukaryota, Viridiplantae, Streptophyta, Magnoliopsida, Fagales, Betulaceae. The coding region runs from base 97 to 1095 and encodes 332 amino acids. Gene Ontology annotation, molecular function: oxygen evolving activity. Gene Ontology annotation, cellular component: photosystem II oxygen evolving complex. The record is from RefSeq and is a predicted model, not a curated record. The transcript is spliced from 2 exons.
UCUGCACUCCCACCACACAAAACGAUCUCUUUUACUUUGUUUCUCAGAAUAUAGAGAAAGCAUUGGGAGGGAGAGAGAGAGCAAAAGGAGAACAGAAUGGCAGCCUCGCUACAAGCAGCAGCCACGCUCAUGCAACCCACCAAGGUGGGCGUGCCUUCUCGGAGCAGCCUACAGCUGAGGUCUUCUGUCAGUGUUUCCAAGUCCUUUGGCGUGGAACCAGCUUCAGCCAGGCUUACUUGCUCACUGCAAGCUGAUAUUAAGGACUUGGCUCAGAAAUGUGUCGACGCUACCAAGAUUGCCGGCUUUGCUCUUGCUACUUCGGCCCUCGUCGUCUCGGGAGCAAGUGCUGAAGGAGCUCCAAAGAGGCUAACCUAUGAUGAAAUUCAGAGCAAGACAUACCUGGAGGUCAAGGGAUCCGGAACAGCCAACCAGUGCCCAACCAUUGACGGCGGGGUGGAAGCAUUCGCCUUCAAGCCCGGCAAGUACAAUGCCAAGAAGCUCUGCCUAGAGCCCACUUCUUUCACUGUCAAAGCCGAGAGUGUGAACAAGAAUUCCCCACCGGAGUUCCAGAACACCAAGCUCAUGACCCGCUUAACCUAUACCCUGGACGAAAUCGAGGGACCCUUUGAAGUAUCAGCCGAUGGCGGCAUUAAGUUCGUGGAAAAAGAUGGCAUUGACUACGCAGCCGUGACUGUCCAGCUGCCUGGUGGCGAGCGCGUACCCUUCCUUUUCACAAUCAAGCAGCUGGUGGCAUCAGGCAAGCCGGAGAGUUUUGGAGGAGAGUUUCUAGUGCCAUCCUACCGUGGCUCAUCUUUCUUGGACCCAAAGGGCCGGGGUGGCUCAACCGGUUAUGACAAUGCGGUUGCAUUGCCUGCCGGAGGCAGAGGAGACGAGGAGGAGCUCGCUAAGGAGAACGUUAAAAAUACAUCAUCAUCAACAGGGAAAAUCACCCUGAGUGUCACCAAGAGCAAGCCUGAGACAGGGGAGGUGAUUGGAGUGUUUGAGAGCAUUCAGCCAUCUGACACUGAUUUGGGUGCGAAGACCCCAAAGGAGGUGAAGAUCCAGGGGUUCUGGUAUGCUCAGCUCGACCAAUAGGCCUUUUUUUUUUAACAAAUCUGUAUUCAUUAUCGGUUCAGAUUUUGCUGUAAGUUUAAGGUGUUGCUAAACAAUUCCCUGUGACCAAUUGCAGAACCACUGAGAUUAUUAUCCAGUUUGUAUAUUAAUUAUUAUGGCUUUUGAUAA